AAGCAUAGUGCUUAAGACAGCUCCCCCCAACACACGCACACGCAUAUACACAAGUACUGUUACGAUUUUUAUGAGUUCAUCACCAAGUCUUGCUGCUGUACCUGCUUCUAUGAGUUUUCAAUUUUUACCUACUUUAGGGUGCUCACGGACCUGGUUUCUGUCCCUUCUCAGCCCUUGUACCUGGCCGCGGCAACCUGGGUCCGGGCAGACGACGCUGAGGGCGCUGGGCUGACUCGGGGGUCUAGGCGGGGAGUUGCCAUGGCGCAGCGGAUUACCCCUGGAAGGGCCUCGGCACAGCCUGAGUUCUAUAAGCCCGGGACUGUGAGCUUCUCAGACGUAGCCGUGUACUUCUCCUCGGAGGAGUGGAGGUGUCUGCAGCCGGCGGAGAGAGCCCUGUACCGGGAGGUGAUGCGCGAGACCUACGGUCUUCUGGGCUCUCUCGGAGUCCGAGGCGCCAAACCAGCGCUCAUCUGCUGGGUGGAGGAAGAGACCGAACUGUGGGGACCCAGUGCCCAGGAUCCAGAAGUGGCCAUGUGCAAGACUGAAGUCCACUCAGAUUGCAGACAAGAGGAGAAAAGGGGGAAACCAAGGGAAGAGACUGAAGCCAUUCAGAGGACGUUUUCUACAGAAGCUGGGCCGAAGGAGCCAUGCCCCUCCUUUGCUGCUUCUCCGCGCUACCUGGAGCUGCUGUCCAAGGACCCUCAACAGGGUCAGCCCACUGUUCCUUUGCACGACACUGUCCUAAAAGCAGAUCAGCGUCAUGGGUGCCAUGUGUGUGGGAAGAGUUUUACCCGACAGUCCAAACUGGUGGAGCACCUGUACACUCACACAGGUGAAAAGCCGUUUCAAUGCUCAGAGUGUAACAAGUGUUUUGGCCGGGCUUCUUCCCUGAGCAUGCACCGAGCCAUUCACAGAGAACGGCCUCAUCGUUGCCCUGACUGUGGGAAGAGUUUUACCCAGCGGUCCACAUUGGUGGCGCAUCUGUACACUCACACGGGUGAAAAGCCAUUCCGUUGCCCUGACUGCAACAAAUCCUUCAGCUGGCCUUCUUCCCUGAGUACGCACCGGGCCAUUCACAGAGGGGAACGGCCUCAUUGUUGCCCUGACUGUGGGCGGGCCUUCACGCAUCGAUCUGGCCUCAUUACCCAUCUCCGAGUCCACACUGGGGAGAAGCCUUACUGUUGCGCUGAUUGUGGACGCUGCUUCAGCCAGAGCUCUGGGCUCAGUGAGCAUCAGCGGGUGGUGCACAGCGGCAUGACCCCGUUUAGUUGCACACACUGUGGCAGAGCCUUUGCCCGUGCCGCAUAUCUUCGGUGCCAUAUGCGCACCCAUACGGGUGAAAAGCCUUAUUCCUGCCCUGACUGCGGACGCUGCUUUCGCCAGGGCUCUGACAUGGCAGCCCACAGGCGGACCCACAGCGGCGAGCGUCCUUACCCCUGCCCUCAGUGUGGCAAAGGCUUUCCCACGAAGUCAGCUAUGACGAAGCAUCAAUGGGUCCAUCGGCCAGGAGGUAAAGGUCACAGGGACAGAAAAGCCAGUCAGUUAUCUGUAGCCCUGGGCACUGGCCAAGAGGGCCCGGACCCACCUGUGGGCUUCCAGCUUUACCCAGAGAUCUUCCAGGAGUGUGGGGCAUGGUCCUAAACGUGCCGACAUAGAGGGUGAAAUGUGUACACUGUGUGAAGCCCAGAGGCUUGAACCUAUAGCAUCCUCCAGAAGUCACAGGCGUUCUAGCAAGUGCUGGUCCUGGGAACAGGGUACAGUCUUCUAGGUGGUUACCAGAUGCAUCUGCCCACACCUGGAUCCUGAGUCUAUUGGGCUGGGGUGGGAAGCCCCACUAGAACUCUGUAUGAGAAGUUUCCCGUCUCAGAAGUAUUGAGAGGCUUGAGUUUGAAGAGAGCCUUAUUGAAGCCAUUGCCUCUUUAAUGCAGAGGCUAACGUCGAUGGCUCUGUGAAUUGAGCCAGCUGAGUUUUCAGGGAUUGAGUUACUGGUCAGGAGCCUGGUGUGGUGGUGCCUGCCUAUGAUCCCCUCACUGGGGAGGUAGA
Messenger RNA from Rattus rattus (black rat), 2043 nucleotides. It is a transcript of the gene Znf764, whose product is annotated as zinc finger protein 764. Gene Ontology annotation, biological process: regulation of transcription by RNA polymerase II; central nervous system development. The transcript has 3 exons. The record is from RefSeq and is a predicted model, not a curated record. Gene Ontology annotation, cellular component: nucleus. Bases 259 to 1641 code for a protein of 460 amino acids. Gene Ontology annotation, molecular function: RNA polymerase II cis-regulatory region sequence-specific DNA binding; DNA-binding transcription factor activity, RNA polymerase II-specific. NCBI's taxonomy places the organism in Eukaryota, Metazoa, Chordata, Mammalia, Rodentia, Muridae.